Hibiscus syriacus is the source of this 1226-nucleotide messenger RNA. Its product is annotated as probable sugar phosphate/phosphate translocator At5g25400. The record is from RefSeq and is a predicted model, not a curated record. The transcript is spliced from 2 exons. NCBI's taxonomy places the organism in Eukaryota, Viridiplantae, Streptophyta, Magnoliopsida, Malvales, Malvaceae. Gene Ontology annotation, cellular component: Golgi apparatus; endosome; trans-Golgi network. The coding region runs from base 163 to 1194 and encodes 343 amino acids. Gene Ontology annotation, molecular function: antiporter activity.
GUUUCAAUUCAAAACCAUAAUUCUAUUUUCGUUUCUUCAAACUCUCCCACGAAACUCCUCCCCUCACAAUCCGCUCUGACCCCUUCUUCUUCUUCAUCAUCAUCACCAUUAUCUUCUUCCCAUUCAGCGCUUCCCCCCAAACUCCCAGAAUCUAAAAAAACAAUGGGAAAAGGUGGUUCCUUGAGCGACAAUGUCAUCAAGAGCAUCAUCCUCUCAUACACCUACGUCUCCAUCUGGAUUUUCCUCAGCUUCACCGUCAUUGUCUACAACAAGUACAUCCUCGACAAGAAGCUCUACAACUGGCCUUUCCCCAUCUCCCUUACAAUGAUCCAUAUGUCCUUCUGCGCUUCCCUCGCCUUCCUCCUCAUCAAGGUCUUCAAAGUCGUCGAGCCCGUUUCCAUGUCCAAAGACCUUUACAUCUCCUCCGUCGUACCCAUCGGCGCCCUUUAUUCCCUCAGCCUCUGGCUCUCCAAUUCAGCCUACAUUUACUUAUCCGUUUCCUUCAUUCAGAUGCUCAAGGCCUUGAUGCCCGUCGCUGUUUAUUCCAUUGGUGUUCUUUUUAAAAAAGAGAGCUUCAAGACGGACACGAUGAUCAACAUGGUUUCCAUCUCUUUCGGGGUCGCCAUUGCAGCUUAUGGGGAAGCUAAAUUCGAUACAUGGGGUGUCCUGUUGCAGUUAGGCGCCGUUGCAUUCGAGGCUACCAGGUUGGUUUUGAUCCAAAUCCUGCUCACUUCUAAAGGGAUCACCUUGAAUCCGAUUACUUCUCUAUAUUACGUUGCACCUUGCUGUUUGGUUUUCCUUUUGGUGCCAUGGAUUUUUGUUGAGUACCCAAUUUUGAAACAGACGUCGAGUUUCGAAUUCAAUUUCGUUGUAUUCGGAACCAAUUCGUUCUGUGCUUUUGCUCUGAACCUUGCUGUUUUCCUUCUCGUUGGGAAGACUUCUGCAUUGACAAUGAACGUAGGUGGGGUUGUUAAGGACUGGUUGUUAAUUGCCUUCUCUUGGUCUGUCAUUAAGGAUACAGUGACACCCAUCAAUUUAUUUGGUUAUGGGCUUGCAUUUAUGGGUGUUGCUUACUACAACCAUGCCAAGUUACAGGCUUUGAAGGCCAAAGAAGCAGAGAAGAAAGUUGCACAAGCUGACGUGGAAGCUCACAGGUUGCAGGAGGAAAACCAAGGCGAGGGAAAUGACAAAUGAGACUCGAGAGUCCAUAGUUUAGAAGAGAUGGG